AUGGCAGCACUGACCUCCUGUCCAGCCUCCUCUCUCAGCAGAUCACGUAUCGCUGGAGUGGCCGAGACAAUACUGAAAUUGGUACCUGAUAGCAAGACUGCCAUGACUAUCGUGGAGACUCAGGUUUCAAGUCUGGUCGACACGUUUUCCGGACUGGUUGACCGUCGAUGCAGCAGUUAUAUCGCACCGGAAGAGUCUGAACUCGUGCUGGCAGGCGGGCUGAUGAAGAAUGAGAGAGAUCGGGAAGCUCUGCAACAACGAUUCGAUCAGCGGGGCUGGUGUUUCUGGAGAGUCCAUGUCAUAGACGAUGUUGUUGCAGCAGCUCAAAGGCUGAUAAUUCAGAAAAGAUCGCAGACUCGAUGUUGA
Penicillium maclennaniae is the source of this 366-nucleotide messenger RNA. RefSeq lists its product as uncharacterized. The transcript is spliced from 2 exons. NCBI's taxonomy places the organism in Eukaryota, Fungi, Ascomycota, Eurotiomycetes, Eurotiales, Aspergillaceae. The coding region runs from base 1 to 366 and encodes 121 amino acids. The record is from RefSeq and is a predicted model, not a curated record.